AUGGUUUCGUAUACGCCAGGACGAAUUAUACACUACCGACAGCAUGGCAAAGAAACUCCACUUUGGCCUGCAGUGGUGUGCACAGAAAAUGUUGCGCCCAAUGAGUUUCUUCAAACUCGACCCGCAGCGUACGUCACGCUGAUCCUCCUCAUUGGAGAGUAUCUUGAGUUUCGUUGGGCACUGACCUCGGAGAUGAAUGAAUAUAACCCGCAACUCGUUUUCGACGAUGAAGAGCUAAUCGAGAAUACCCCGGGACUAGGGGAAGCCUACGCCAUUGCAGAUAGUGCCCGCGAUGCAGGUCUUGGACUUAAUCACUGGAGAAACGAAGUACGAAAGAUGACUGUGGUCACAUCAUCAGACGAGGAAGAUGCCGACAUGAACUCUGAGGAAGAUGACUCGGAUAUGGAUGAAGACAUGAAACAAGCCAUUCGUGCCAGUCGGGCAGACUUCUUGGCUACGAAGAGAUCGAUGUCUUUUAUGCCUUCAAUAUCUUCAUUACAGCAGCAAGAGAGGCCUUCUCGUAAGAGAUCGAGCUGGGAAGACGAAGGGCCGUACACAACAUGCCAUGAUCCAGACUUAGACUUUGACGAAGAUCUGCAAAAGGCGAUUGCUGCAAGCAGAGACGAAUAUUGGGGAACAACGUCUGGCGCCCUUCCCACGCCGUCUCUCUCUCCGCCAAGACCGCCUAAACGACGAAGAGAUUCUGAUCUUGUAGGGAGUUUCGAGGCCUCCUGUACGCCAAGGCAUGUAUUACUUUCCCGCCGACGCGACAGCACUACAAGUCUGUCACCAAAUCUUGAUAACAACUCGCGUCAUCAGAGAUGUAGGGACAGCCCAAUCCCAACAAGAGAGAAUAGUGCCGACCAACAACCCUCCAACAUCGACGGCAACGUCAUCGAGGGAGAUCUUUCCGAAAGCAAAGAGUACGUCGAAUUCCUCGUCGGGCCCGACAAAGAGGCCCGCAACAUCCUCAAAUCCUACGUCGACGCCUGCCCCGCCUUCAAGAGAAACUUCCUCGGCACCAGCUACCUCACCACAAAAGGCGAAAAUGGAUGGGCCCUCGUCCACCCCAGUCUCCGCGACAUCGACCCGCGCGACUUCGAGUUCAUCGCGCAGUUCCUCGAGACGCGCGAUUUCGGCAUCCGGUUUCCAGACAGCGACGAGGAGAACACGAGCGCCAUAGCAGAAUGCUGCGCCGCGUGGGAUGCGGCGGAGAAGCUGGGCAUGGAAGAUAUGCUGGACUACAUCGCGCUGAAAGCGCAGAGGUUGGCACCUUGGGGUCUUGCCGAGGUCCUGUGGAUGGCGAUUGCGGUUUAUAGGACGCCGGAUGCUGCGUCUGCUGUGCAGGGAGAGCUGCGCGCUAUGCUGUCUGGGUAUAUGGCGGAGCACUUUUGGGAGUAUAUUAACGACGAUAGUCUGGGCGUCGUGUUCCAGGAACGUGUGGGUUUGCUUCCGGAGCUUGGGCGGGAUGUCCAUUUGAUGAUCUCGACGACACUGGGCCGGCAAAUCGAGCCUGGUUAUGGCGGGGUGGAUGGAGAGAUUGGGGCGAACGAAGACGGUGCGAGUGACUUGGCGAUGAGUUGAGUGAGGUGUUUCGAGCUACAGGUUCUCCUGUCACACUUGUUCUGCUUACUGCUCUAUUUCUGUUCCCUUCUGCGGCUUUGUUUUUGCGUUUUGUUUCCGUGUGUUCGAGUCCACCCCAGAGAAGGGGUUGAGAACAACUGGGUGUUUUCUGAGCUGGACUCCUCUACUUCUAUGUUCUUGACGGGAGCGACGGCAACAACGCAAAGCAGAGCAAGAAUCCUGGGGCUGAUCUAAGGGUUGUUUUGUCUUGUCAAGUUUCCCUCUCAGUGCAUGUCAUUUGCUCAGAUUUAUCUACUGCAUUCUAUUUCUGUGCAGUUCGUCAAGAUGGACUUUGGGCACUACAUUUGGGGUUUGUUCUGGGAAACAACUGGACGAAUU
Dothidotthia symphoricarpi CBS 119687 is the source of this 1962-nucleotide messenger RNA. RefSeq lists its product as uncharacterized. The transcript has 3 exons. Bases 1 to 1584 code for a protein of 527 amino acids. NCBI's taxonomy places the organism in Eukaryota, Fungi, Ascomycota, Dothideomycetes, Pleosporales, Dothidotthiaceae. The record is from RefSeq and is a predicted model, not a curated record.